AUUUGUUUCGAUUAAGCGUUGAACAACAUAUUUUUUAACUUAGGUAAUGUGUUUGAACUCUGUUUAAUUAUGGAAUUCGUUAUAACGAAUAUAAGUUUUUACGAAUGAAUGACAUGAAUCCAUGCUGAUCAAACAAAAUUUCGUUUAAAUACAUUGGUAAGAGUAAUUCAAAAAGAAAUAAAUAAAGGACACUUUACACAACUUAUUUGUGUAAUCGAAAAAAAAGACCAAAAUGUCUGAUUCAGAAGAAAGUCAUUACUCUGACUCAGGUUCAGAAGUGGGCAGUGUCGAAUCUAAUCAUUCAAAAAGGAAAAAGAGGUCAAGAUCAAUCUCUAGAUCGAUUUCAAGAAGUAGAUCUCGUUCAAGAUCAUCUCAUUCAAAUUCAGGCUCAGGUUCUGAUGUGGAACAUAAUAGGAAUGGAAACCGUGAUGAUGAGGCUAGGGAAGCAUCCGGUGAUGAAGAAGUAGCGGAUGAACAAGAACCUGAAGGAGAAGAUUUAGAUUCAGAAGAAUAUGAUGAAGAAGAGGAAGAGGAUGAAGAUGAUGAUAGACCUCGAAAGAAAAAAAAGAAGGAUAGAUUUAGUGGAUUUAUUAUAGACGAAGCUGAAGUGGAUGAUGAAGUUGAUGAAGAUGAUGAGUGGGAAGAAGGAGCUCAAGAAAUGGGUAUUGUUGGGAAUGAAGUUGAUGAAUUAGGUCCUACAGCCCGUGAGAUUGAAGGAAGGCGACGAGGAACUAAUUUGUGGGAUUCACAGAAAGAGGACGAGAUUGAAGAAUAUUUGAAGAAGAAAUAUGCUGAUGAAACACUUGCGGUUCGUUCUUUUGGUGACGGAGGUGAGGAAAUGUCUGAUGAAAUAACUCAGCAAACUCUUCUGCCAGGAAUUAAAGAUCCCAAUUUAUGGAUGGUUAAAUGUCGAAUUGGCGAAGAAAAGGCUACAGUUUUAUUACUUAUGCGUAAGUUUAUUGCCUACCAAAAUAGUGAUGCACCAUUGCAGAUAAAAUCUGUAAUUGCUCCAGAAGGAGUAAAAGGUUACAUUUACAUAGAAUCUUAUAAACAGACUCAUGUAAAAGCAGCUAUCGAUAAUGUUGGGAAUUUGAGAAUGGGCACUUGGAAACAAGAAAUGGUUCCUAUUAAAGAAAUGACGGAUGUCUUGAGAGUUGUCAGAGAGCAAACAGGAUUGAAACCUAAGCAGUGGGUUAGACUAAAGCGAGGGUUGUAUAAGGAUGACAUAGCACAGGUGGACUAUAUAGAUUUGGCUCAGAACAAUGUGCAUUUGAAAUUAUUGCCUAGGAUUGAUUAUACUAGAUUGCGAGGUGCUCUACGUACUGUGCAAAGUGAUUCAGAGGCUGCAAAACGGAAAAAGAAAAGAAGGCCGGUUGCAAAACCUUUUGAUCCUGAAGCUAUUAGAGCUAUUGGUGGUGAAGUUACAUCAGAUGGUGAUUUUUUAAUAUUUGAAGGAAAUCGUUUUUCACGAAAAGGUUUUAUGUUUAAAAAUUUUACAAUGUCUGCGAUUCUUGCUGAAGGUGUUAAGCCUACACUUUCUGAAUUGGAGCGAUUUGAAGAGCAACCCGAGGGUAUUGAUAUUGAAUUAGCAGCUCCUUCUAAAGAUGAUCCCAACAGUUUGCACUCAUUUUCCAUGGGCGAUAAUGUUGAGGUGGCUGUGGGUGACUUGGAGAACUUACCAUGUAAAAUUAUUGCUAUCGAUGGUUCUAUGAUUACAGUUCUACCAAAACAUUCUGAACUAACGGAUCCCUUAAUUUUCAAAGCUAAUGAAUUAAGAAAGUUUUUUAAAACAGGUGAUCAUGUGAAAGUUUUGGCUGGUCGUUAUGAAGGGGAAACAGGGCUUAUAGUUCGUGUGGAUACUACAAGGGUUGUUUUGGUAUCUGAUUUGACAAUGCAUGAAUUAGAAGUUCUUCCAAGAGAUUUACAGCUGUGCUCAGAUAUGGCUACUGGUGUUGAUUCAUUAGGGCAGUUUCAAUGGGGUGAUUUAGUGCAGUUGGAUGCUAUGAAUGUAGGAGUAAUUGUUCGAUUAGAAAGAGAAAACUUUCAUGUAUUAGGAAUGAAUGGAAAAUUGAUGGAAUGCAAACCGCAAGCUCUACAAAAACGAAAAGAAAAUCGUUUUACAGUUGCAUUAGAUACUGAUCAAAAUAGCAUAUCAAAGAGAGACAUAGUGAAGGUGUGUGAUGGCCCACAUGCUGGUCGAGAUGGUGAAAUAAAACAUUUGUACAGAAAUUAUGUUUUUCUAUAUUCAAGAAUGUAUUUAGAUAAUGGUGGUAUUUUUGUAUGCAAAACAAGACAUGUACAAUUAGCAGGUGGAGCACGUCAUAGUAAUGCCAAUGCAACAGGAUUGAAUGGCUUAGGUUUUAUGUCACCUAGAAUACAGUCUCCAAUGCAUCCAUCUGGAAGAGGUGGCGGAGGGGGUGGUCGCGGAAGAGGACGCGGAGGUGCUAAUAGAGUCACUAGAGACCGGGAUAUAAUUGGUACAACUAUUAAAAUUACUGGUGGACCUUACAAAGGCAAUGUUGGAAUUGUCAAAGAUGCAACUGAAAGUACUGCUCGUGUUGAAUUGCAUGCUUCAUGUCAGACCAUAUCAGUCGAUAGAGGACACAUUGCAAAAGUUGGAGCACCUGCAAAGGAAGGUGGAUUUUCCACAUAUGGCCGUACACCUGGUCGCACACCUGCUUAUGGCUUUCAAACUCCACAAUAUAAUAGAGAAGGUCGUACACCAAUGCUUGGUUCAUAUACUCCUGUAUACAACUCUGGAUCUCGAACUCCCCACUAUGGUUCUAUGACACCUUCACACGAUGGAAGUCAAACACCUGGACAAGGAGCAUGGGAUGCUAAUAUUACAAAUACACCUGCUCGAAGUAAUGAUUUUGAAUCUUCUUAUUUGGACGAGAGUUCUCCCAGUCCUUUCAAUCCUAAUACUCCAGGCGUAUAUCAAUCAGGUCCUUAUACUCCCCAAACACCAGGAUCAAUCAUGUAUGGAUCUGAUAGUUAUAGUCCAUAUCAACCAAGCCCAAGCCCUUCAGGGUAUCAAGCCAGCACGUAUAUGGGCACACCCUCACCGACAUCAUACUCACCUGGUACCCCAGCAGGUGCACCGCAAUCACCAUAUAAUCCACAAACUCCUGGAGCUAGUUUGGAUUCACUUUCUGGGUCUGACUGGCAUACAACAGAUAUUGAGGUUCGCAUUAGCGAUAGUCAUCCAGACAGAGGACUAGCUAAUCAAACUGGUGUCAUCAAAGGGUUACAAGGAGGAAUGUGCACAGUGUUUUUGCCAGCUGAAGAUCGUUCUGUGAAUAUAGAAUGUGAUCAUUUAGAACCAGUUCAACCUGCAAUUAAUGAUUAUGUCAAGGUUAUAAUGGGCGUACAUCGUGAAUCGGUAGGGAUAUUGUUGUCAUCUGAUGGUCCUGAUGGAGUUAUCAGAAUGAAAGACCAAGUAGAAAUGUUGCAGUUGCGUUUUCUUUGUAAAAUGUAUCGUCAAUAGAU
This is a messenger RNA of Ctenocephalides felis (cat flea), 3489 nucleotides long. RefSeq names its product transcription elongation factor SPT5-like. Gene Ontology annotation, cellular component: DSIF complex. Lineage: Eukaryota; Metazoa; Arthropoda; Insecta; Siphonaptera; Pulicidae. Gene Ontology annotation, biological process: regulation of transcription by RNA polymerase II; transcription elongation by RNA polymerase II; transcription elongation-coupled chromatin remodeling. The transcript has 2 exons. Gene Ontology annotation, molecular function: protein binding; mRNA binding. The record is from RefSeq and is a predicted model, not a curated record. Bases 233 to 3487 code for a protein of 1084 amino acids.